This is a messenger RNA of Salvia miltiorrhiza (redroot sage), 1720 nucleotides long. RefSeq names its product transcription factor MYBC1-like. The coding region runs from base 440 to 1252 and encodes 270 amino acids. NCBI's taxonomy places the organism in Eukaryota, Viridiplantae, Streptophyta, Magnoliopsida, Lamiales, Lamiaceae. The transcript has a single exon. Gene Ontology annotation, molecular function: DNA-binding transcription factor activity; DNA binding. Gene Ontology annotation, biological process: regulation of DNA-templated transcription. The record is from RefSeq and is a predicted model, not a curated record. Gene Ontology annotation, cellular component: nucleus.
AAUUGAAAGGAAAAAAAGAAAACCCCUUUUUUAGUAGUGACACAAACUCUCAAGAAACUCAAAAGCAUAAAAAGAACCCCUAAAUCCUGGAAAAAAUAGAACAAAACACACACACAGCACAUAAAAAUCAUAAGAAAAGGCAUCCACAACAGUAACCUUAAUAACAUCUGAAAAGAAGAAAACAAGAUCCACCUCGAUCACCCCUCCCCCCCUUCACCCACAAACCUCUCUCUCUGUCUUUCUUGAUUCACAGAGAGAGAGAGAGAGACAUGGAGGGAAUUCAAAGUCCCAAGCUCUGCGAAUUUCCUCUCUCGUAAAAAAAUCUCUUCUUUUUCCAGCCCGAAUCCUCCUCUGUGGUUGCAUAAUUCGUUCCUUUCUCUGCGAAAAGAGAGGAGUUUUUAGUCGAAAUUUGGUAGGUGGUGUGGUGUAGAGGGGGAGAAUGAGGGAAGAUGAGUCAAAUUGGUUUUCGAAAUGGGAGGAAGAAUUGCCGUCGCCGGAGGAUCUGAUGCCCUUAUCCCAAUCCCUAAUAACCCCUGAUCUAGCUCUGGCCUUCAACAUUCACAACCCCCACCAGCAGCAAUCGCUCCACCCGCCCCCGCCGCCCCCCCUGCCUCCGCAGCCCAAUUCCUCGGCGGAAUUCGACUCCCCGGAGCUCAGCGGCGCGGGGGGCGGGGGCGGAGACGAGCCGGCGCGGACCCUGAAGCGGCCCCGGCUGGUGUGGACCCCGCAGCUGCACAAGCGGUUCGUGGACGCCGUGGCCCAUUUAGGGAUCAAGAACGCCGUCCCCAAAACUAUAAUGCAGCUCAUGAGCGUCGAUGGCCUCACCAGAGAGAACGUCGCCAGCCAUUUGCAGAAAUACCGCCUCUACUUGAAGCGGAUGCAGGGGAUCUCCAGCAACGGCGCCGCCGGCGCCAACAGCCCCGCCGCCCUCUCCGACGCCGCCACCGACCACCUCUUCGCCAGCUCGCCCGUGCCCCCGCAUUUCCUGCACCCGGCCAGGGCCACCUCCGACCAUUUCCUGCCCUUCGUGCCCGUCGCCGCAAUGCAGCAGAUCCACCACCAGCAGUUUAGGCAUUUCGGAAGCUCCCCUCCCAAUGCUCAGUUUGAGCAUCCCUUCAUCAGGCAGCCGCAGCCGCAGCCGCAGAGGAUGCCUACUAACACGCCGCCGCCUGCCUACGCCGAUGAUUUGGACCCGCCUAAUGCCGCCAAUGGGAGGAAAAUUCUCACCCUUUUCCCCACCGGCGAUCAUUAAUCAUUCAAUAUUUUCUUCGAAAAACAUAUGUGCAAAAUCUGUUGUCUUUUUUCAUGCUCUUAGAUUUAGUUUUUUAUUUGCAUUUGGAUGGUGUUAUCAUUUUAGCUACUAUUUCCUCUUCUUGCUCAACUUAGUACAACUAGUAAGUCUUGGACCAUCCACGUUGCGUAUUUGAGUCGUCUGUACAUUGAGAGUGGCGGAUAUCAACCAUAUGUGAUGUCACUUAGAGGAAUAUGUCCAUGAGAAGUGGCUCGUUUCUCUCGUUGAGUCGUCUCAAACUGUUAUCAGAGGUUGCUGUUUUUGUUGGUGGUGGUGAUUAGCAUCCAUGGCUGCACAAACAUGCUACUGGAUUUUUUUCUUGUUUAUUUAUCAUAUCAUUACAGUCUUUGUGUUUCUUGUUUUAGCAUCGUAUAGCAGUGUUGUAAAUGUUGUGUUAUUAGCAAACAAUAACAAUUCUACUAUUGUUUA